This is a messenger RNA of Vespa crabro (European hornet), 2508 nucleotides long. RefSeq names its product pancreatic triacylglycerol lipase-like. Gene Ontology annotation, molecular function: lipase activity. Lineage: Eukaryota; Metazoa; Arthropoda; Insecta; Hymenoptera; Vespidae. The coding region runs from base 664 to 1923 and encodes 419 amino acids. Gene Ontology annotation, biological process: lipid metabolic process. The transcript is spliced from 6 exons. The record is from RefSeq and is a predicted model, not a curated record.
UCGUUUAAAAAUAUAUAAUAUUAUACAUGAAAACAUAACAAACCAUUUGUGUAUAUAUUAUUAUAUAUAUAUAUUUAUAUAUAUAUAUAUGAUAUCUAACAUUAUUAAUAAAAAAAAAUGUUACAAUAUAUAGAUUAAUCAAACGAUGUAACAAAGAAAGUUAUUAAGGUUAUUUUAUGUUUACUGUUUAUAUUUACAUGACAUGCCUUAUCAUUGAAUUUAUGAUAAUGAUAAAUUCUGAUUUUAAAUUCAUAAUAUGAAAGGUCAUUAUUUUAAUAUUUUUCACGGCGAGUAUCACGUAUACUUGAUCGCCUCUAUAUCGAACCUUUUAUCUCAUGUUUAUUUAGAAUAUAAGAGAUAGAAAUGAUUAAAUCCAUCACAAAUAACUAAUUGCUUCCCAGUUGAAAAGAAUCAUAUAUUCAGUUCAAACCAAACUAUGUAACAAGUAUCACUCUGCAAUUUUCAAACGUAUUACAUUAUUUUAUAUUAUUCCAUUAAUUUCUAUAAUAUUCUAAUUAUAUUCAAAACAUAAAAAAAAAUAUAUAUAUUCAUAGAAUAAUUAAAGAUAUAUCCCAAAAAGCUUUGCCGUGGAAAUGUUAAUAAAAUUAAUUUAAAUACAUAUACUUUUUGUGUGUGCCUGAAGUGUUCAAUAUCAGUAUUAUAAUGUUAUUAUAUAUAAUAUUGGCAAUUACAUUAAAUAAUGUUUUAAUCAUGAAUUGCGCCUGUUUGAACAAUAAUAGAACAAAUUCGUUAAAUAAAAAUUUAUCAGAUUUUACUUAUACAUGGACAGACAAAGUCCGUGCUGAUUUAGUAAAUUUGAUGUCUAAUAAUAAAGAAGUAGAUUGUUUUGGUUUAGGAAAAACAGUUGCUAUUGUUUUAGCAUGGUUUUUUUCCAUUGACAAAGCUAAUGAAUUAAGGUCAUUAGAUGUUCAAUUUCUUUUAUCAUCAAGAAAUCAGCCGAACAGAGUACAAGUGUAUAUUGGUCAACAGUUUGGUUUGGAAUGGACAGAUUUUAAAAUUGAACGUAGAACUAUUAUAAUAGUACAUGGAUUUUUAUCUCACAGCAAUGAGAAAUGGAUUACUGAAAUGGAGGAAGCAUUUCUUAAAUGGAAUGAUGUUAAUGUAAUAAUCGUGGAUUGGAGCGCAGAAGGUAAUACGUGGAAUUAUUAUAAAGCUGCCAUCAAUACUAAAAUAGUUGGACAUCAAAUUGCAAAAUUUUUAGAACAUAUAGUAAAUGCAACAGAAGUUACAUCUAAUUGGGGUACUAUACAUUUAAUUGGCCAUAGUCUUGGAGCACAUAUUUGUGGCUUUGCUGCAAAAGAAUUUAAGAAAAAAGAAAGUAAUUGGAUAAUACAUAGAAUCACUGGUCUAGAUCCAGCACAGCCAUGUUUCAGAAAUACAGAUUCAUCUAUUCAUUUGGAUAAAACAGAUGCACCAUUUGUUGAUAUAAUUCAUACUAAUGGAAAAUUACUCUCCAAUCUUGGCUUAGGUUUACCAGAGCCUAUUGGUCACGUAGAUUUCUAUCCUAAUGGAGGCCAAUAUCAACCAGGUUGUUCUGAAUCCAACACAACGAUCUUUGGCUAUUUACCUAUUCCUCAAACAUUUAUUCAACAAGCAAUAUGCAGUCAUGGUCGUUCUUAUAUUUAUCUUACUGAAUCUCUUUUAUUAACUUCUAUGAAUAAUUGUAGUUUCUGGUCACAUCAUUGGGACUUGACAUAUAGAAAUAUAAAACAAAUAAUGUCUGAAUCAUGUAACAAAGAUAAUUGCAUUGAAAUGGGAAUUAAAGCAGAGAAUUAUCCUCAUCGUGGAACUUUUUUUCUAAUUACUUCAAAUAAUACACCAUAUUGUGUUAAUGAAACAGAAUUACCAAAAGAAAUAAAAACACAGUUGAAAAUCGAUUAUAUUAAUGAGCUUCAGGAUUAAAAGAGAGAGAGAGAGAGAGAGAGAGAGAGAGAGAGAAAGAAAGAGAGAAAUACAUAAUUUUAUUAUAUAUGUUACGGACAAAGUCCAUAAUAGGGGCAUCAUGAAUAAUGAGAAACAAUGAAAAGGUCAUAACAUAUAUACAGAUAUUAUUUUCGUAAAUAAAUGCAUUUUUUAUCUUAAAAAUACUAUUUAUAUAUAGCGUUUAUACUUGUACGUAUCGCAUUUAAAUUAUUUUUUGACUAAUAUUUACAAUUGGCAACAUUUAUAUUAUUUUAUAUACAAUUUCUAAUGACAAAGGAUUUAACCAGUUAGCUCAUAGCGCUAUAAAAUCAUUUAAAUUAUAUUAUGAUAAAUGUAAAGAAAACAAAUUGCAUAAGGACACUAACAAUUGUUACAGCAUAAGUACCUGUUAUAUUCUAAUAACAUGGUUGGUAACAUUAAUAUAAUUUUAUAUGUUGAGCUAAUUAUGGUUUAAUCACGUGUUUUGUGCGUUUACAUCGCCGUUUUAAUUUUUAAUCAUUGGCACUUUGUUCCUUGGUAUUUGAUAAAAAAAAAUCAUCAAAAUACAUUGUGUGAUAAAUAAUA